UGAUAAGCAUGUCGAUAUUGAGUAAGCGGUGGUUGAAGAUGCUGGGAUUAUUUUUACCCACUUAUAGCCUCCAUGCAAACUUGACAACAUCUGUGCACAAAUCUUGGCAAAAUUUGUAAAAUUUUUGUAGAUUAGUUGCUUGUGUCCAUUUGUAUAGUGUACAUUGAUACAUAUCUAUUUAACAAAUGCAUGUACAAGUCUUUCUGAUUUAAUAACAAAUAAAAGUGUUACGAUUUUAGGAGAAGUUUACAAAAUGCAUACUACGAUGUCAAAAGUAUUAGUAAAAGCAGUGUUGCUUCUCACUAUCGGAAUUCAAUCAAAUUUUGGAAUCUCAAUUGCUCAAAACAUUGAAAUUCAUGUCACAAAUGACAAUACGUCUAUUCCAAUAUUAUACAAUGUGGAUCGUUGCAUUCCCACAAUACCCAAAUCGGAGGCUGGGGACAUCCAUAAAAUUGAAACAAAUGGGAACUGUAUCAAUAUUUAUUCCCAAGAAAACUGCGUCGGACAAUUUAUCCGACUUCAAACUGGUCGUUUGUUCAAAUAUGUCCGCAACAUGGCGGCCCAUCGUUGGGACGACAACAUUUUGAUCCGCCAUGAAAAUAUGAUCGUUGGUUCAAUCGGACCGUGUUUUGAAAAGUGUGACCCUCAGAAUUGGGCCGGAAUGAGGAGGGACCUCUCAACCAGCGUUACGCUUUAUGACGAGGAGGACUAUACUGGAACCAAAUAUUCAUACUCAAUAUCUGAGAAGCAGUGCUUCGCGACUCCAUCAUUGACAACGUGGGAGUCCAUUAAAAUUUCAGGAACUGCGGCAACCACAUGUGUCGAAUUACAUGACGACUCCACAUGUGGGGGGAACUCGGUCCAAUUACGGCCAGGAUAUCCACACCUUCAUGACAUUUGGUGGUGGGGGUUCUAUCGUGGGCAAGAUCUUGCUAUUUACGCCAAAUCGGUCUCGCUUUGUGGAAAUACUUGUCCAGCCGUCAUGGACAGCUUCUCAACGACGACGAAAAUGACCACCACAUCCACGACGACGAUGACAACUACCACGCCUACGACGACGACAAUAACGACCACACCCACGACGACGAUAACGACCAAGCCCACGACUACCACAACCACUAAGCCUACAACAACUAUGGCUAUGACAACGAAGACGAAUAAAUUGGAAGAACCGGUGAUUAACAUGACCAAUCAAUCCAGAUUGCACGUUCAUGAAAAAUUAAGUGACAAGCAAGCAGACGAAAAAACAUCAUCGGUCUGGGUCUGGCUGUUAGUUGUAUUAGCGAUCUUGUUCGUCCUUGGUCUCGCCGGCUUUGGUGGGGUUUAUUUUUUUCAAAGAUAUCGAAAUGUACGACCUCUGUCUUACCAAGGACGUUACAACGUUAUGUACAAGUUACAAUCUGAAAACCUUUAAAUGGUCACAUUCUAAUGUACAUAUGCACAAUAGAUUUUGAAUAAUUAAACUGUCUUGUUUAUAACCACAAUUAGGUACACAAACUUUGCACUUUGUGCACGUAAUUUGAUUAAACAUCAAGAAUCAGUUAAUCUGCAGCCAUAACUUUUGGAUUUGAAAUUUGCAAAAUCCUAUUUGACUAAUUUCUGGAAUUGCAUGACUAGAGUUUCUGCGUUUGAUGAAUAUGUACUCAAGUACUAGAUUAAAUCUUAAAUAAGUACUAGACGUAAGGCGGCGCAAAACAUCUCUCUAAGUGAUAAUUUACAAUUUAACUGCAUAUUAUUAUAAUUUAUAUUUAUGCUAACUCUGCUAUUGUUAGUUACCCGCAAUGAAUAUUUUAUGUCAA
Messenger RNA from Folsomia candida, 1799 nucleotides. RefSeq names its product bypass of stop codon protein 1. Lineage: Eukaryota; Metazoa; Arthropoda; Collembola; Entomobryomorpha; Isotomidae. The transcript has 3 exons. The coding region runs from base 254 to 1414 and encodes 386 amino acids. The record is from RefSeq and is a predicted model, not a curated record.